UCCCUGCUGCUCACCAGAAUACCGACGUCUCAUGCCAAGCUAGCUCACUGGAGACCAGCAGACUCCCCUAAAUCCAGAGAGGGUCGAGAAGUGCGGAGGUGGUUGGAGGUGUACUCACGGAGUGGCUGUGAGCCCCGGGAAACUCUGGUGGAGGUUUGGCGUGAGCUGCCUGGGGAGACACAUCACCUCUUUAUCCCAUCCUGUGUGUCAGUGAGACGAUGUGGCGGCUGCUGUGCUGACGAGGCCCUGGAGUGUGUGCCCACGCUCACACACACACUCACCAUGGAGCUAAUGAGGACCUCGUUCAUGAAACACGAGCUCAUUGAGUUGCCCUUUGUUGAGCACAGCCAGUGUGAGUGCAGAUUAAAAGAACAAUUGCUGCCAACACCUACUACAAGGCCCUAUUUGAAGCCAACAAGGAAGAGCAAGAAAAAGGAGCGGGAAAAGUCCGGUCGAAGGACAAGUGGAGCCACCGUAGCUGCGACCCAAGCUCCAACAACUCUUCCUCCCCCAUCCUCUCCUUCUCCUCCAUCACCUCCUCCCACCAACAUUUCUUCCUCUCCCUCUACAAGGCCUCAGUGCCGCCCCUGUAGAGGAAGGAAGUGGGCACUGGAUGCAACGUCAUGUCAGUGUCGCUGCACCAUCAGUGCUGAAAGCUGCAUCCAGAAAGGCCGGAGGCUCAACCCUCUCCGCUGCAGGUGUGAUGCAAUGAGGACUUGAUGUGUCUGCCCACUUCCUUUACACUUCCUUCCCUCCACCAACCCCUGCUGAUUCAUCGCCCACUCUCAGCAUCACUGCCAUGGAGCAUACAGACUCUUGGACAUCUAGUAUCUCACACUGAAGGAAAUAUUAGUGGAAGCACACAUAAGAACCUGUAGUAGUGCUCUAGUAAAGCAACACAUGCAGCAUAACAGCCUUGAUAUACUGUAGAUCUACAUGCAUGUGUGUGUGCAGGCAGGCAUCUUACCAGCUCCUCGCUUCUGUGAAAGCCUCUGUCAGUCCAUAUGCAUAUGCGUGUACAGACAUGUAGAGUCAUAAAACGCAUUCCAUCAGUGGAUGGAUGAAAGUAGCAGAAAAAUGGUGACUUUGAGAGAAGUGGAAAUAACCAGACAGAAUCUAGUUUGAUGAACACAAUCACACACGCCAAAUCGUACUGCUGUCUUGCUGUGGUUUGUUGCAUGGACUCCAAGAAGUUCUUUUCACCAACAGCUGCAUUUAUAAAUACAAAGAUCCGUGAUCAUACUAUAGUAAAACAAGAGAGAUGCAGUGGAUUGGUCUUACACAAGUGUAUUAGGUGUGACACUUCAGUGGAAGUUGUGAAUGUUUCUGACAAGGAAACUGCACAUGGAGACGGAUUACAGGGUUAAGUCAAGGCCUAUUGUUGUGUGGAGGAUUUAGAAAAAAAAAAUGGGAACAGCUUACUGGUGGACAUAUACACACUUAGACCACAUAGACAUACCACAUGCACAUCUAUAGGUCCACAUUGUGCGUGGACCAGUAGUUGAGCUGAAUGCUGGAUGUGUGUAUCUGUGUGGUCUCCCCGCUGAAAGACCCUGGUGGGUUAUCCCUGCAGCCCUUCUCUCUCAUUCAAAGCGUUUGACCACGGGCUGGCUCUCCAAGCCGCUUUCCUGCAUUUGUUUAAUUUUAGGCCUUUUGUCUCCAUCUUUUCUCAGCUCAAUUGAAAGCGGCUGCUUUGUCUCUCUUUGCCUCUCUUUGAGGCAGUGAGGUGCAUGACAAUAAUGAGGCUUGGCGGCUGUCCACUGCUUCACACACACAAACAUUCACACUUAUAAUACCAGGAACACAGAGCGACACUGCAAACACACAUACAACCUCACCCACUCUGCGCUAUAGCAGGCACACAUACGUACAUUUAUACAAACACACACGCAAUGUGAAAUGAAUGCAGGUAGCCAUAAGCUUUUGUUUAUGCCACACCAAGUGUGGAAAUGUUAUGUCAGUUGUUUAUAUUUGCAAUUUACUGCAAAAUCUUCAUUAAGUAUUGUAUUAUAAGCCUCUGUUUUAUAUUUUAUUUUAAUUCUGACAAGUUGAUUGAAAGAUAUUCUAUACGUGUCUUUGUUUUGUUUUUGUUCACCUUUAAUCCAUAUGUAUAAAGAGUCACACUGGGUGGCCGGAUAUGUACACAGCCAGCAUUUAAACCCAUAGCCAAAUGUAUUGAAUUUAAAGAGAGAUGGCUCACACAGGCCACAGACUAUAUGCAUUAUAAUGUGCAAUUCUAACAAUCAGUGGGGCAGUAUUGUCUGUGGCACACAGAAACCAAGCAAAUAGUCAUUCCCAGUGCAGUGAAAGGAAAACAUGGCUAUUGUUGUUGCAUGUCCGAGCUGGGAUGGAAAGAGUAUUAUUCAUUUGGAACAUAACUUGUUUAUAUUCUGGCUGAAACUUGGCUGCUGGGUGGGAACUGGGAUUUGAACUGUGACUGUUUCAGAAAGGAUGAGGUCUUGAACAACUUGUCAGUCAGCGCGGCGAGCCAAAGCCAGUGCUCUCCUGACAGGAGGGGGACCCAUAAUGGCAGGUCAGGGAGUUGAAACCCAUGUUUGGUGCUCAUUCAGAGCCUGUGUCCUGUGUUAAAUUUGACCACUGAUGUCUUAUCUCCAUGAGAAACAGGAGCAUUUAAACUUCAUGAUUCAUGUCCGUACUCUCCCCCAGGAUGUGUGCCAUCCAGUUGAUUGUAGAAUAGUCAUCCAGAAACAGCAUGCAGUCCAGAGUCUGAAUUAUUUGUGUGUCAGCACUGAAGCAAAAUAUCUUUGUUUUGGUGACCGGUGUGAUAAGCUCUGUAUUUACUGUAUACUUUCCUAAAAUGAGAUUAUUUUUCCAUGCCCAUGUUUAUUGUUCAGUGUUUUUUAUUACUGUCAAUCAAUGUUUCAAAUCACUACCUCUAUAUCAUAACAUAUUAAUGACCAAGUAUUAGAGCACUGUUGUUACUUUCUCUACGUUAUUUCAGACCUCUUUUAAUAUAAUGAUGUUUUACUUUACAUUUAGCAAUAAGCACAGUCUCCAGUGUAGAGACUCAGAGCUACACCAGAUCUGUAGUGAUUAUCACUGGUUAGAGGGACCUACAAGAGUCUUCUGAAGAGAAACAGUUUUCAUAAAAGGAGAGCUGAACUGGUCCUCUGAGCACAGACCAGACACUGUGUGGAACAGGAGAUGGUUUCCCAAAGCCUUUGUAGCCUCAAACCAAUGGUGACCAUCUUUGGCUUUAAAAAUAAAGCUGGACUUUUUUGGAAAUCAACUUAUUUUCUUGCUAAGAGUUAGAUGAGAGAAUUGAAUCCAUUGUUGUGCCUGUACAUUAAAUAUGAAGCUGGAGCCAACAAUCAUUUAACUUAUCAAACAAACAAUUAACUUAUCUUAGCUUAGCAUAAAGACAGGAAACAGGUGGAAACAGCCAGUGUGGCUCUAUCUGAAGGUUUAAAAAUCCAUUUAGCAGUUCAGCUAAAGUUCAGGACUUAACAUAUUAUAUUUAUUUUGUUUAAUCUGUAUGAGAAGUGAUGUAAGAAACAACACUUUGUGGUUUUAUGAGGGGAUUAUGUGCUAAACUGUUUGUUGGCUCUGAUCAUUUGCAGCCAGCUAAGAGUUCAGAUAAAGUCUGGUGCAACUUAAGUUGUUUUCAUACUUCAGUUUUUGUACAGCUUUGACAAGCAAGACAUAAGGUCAUCAUCUGUGAGUUUUAGAGGUACUGGCAGGCACAUUUUGUUAUAGAGCCAGGCUAGUUGUUUCCCUUGUUUCUAGUCUUUAAGCUAAGCUAACAGAUUGCUGGUUUAGGUACCUAUUUACCUUACACAUGUGACAAUUGUAUCAUUCCUCUCAUCUAACUCUCUGCAAGAAUGUGAAUAAGUGUAUUUCCCAAAAUUUACUUUGCCUUUAAGUUUUUCUUACUUUAGCUGUUCCUGUUAAUACAUUUAUCAUUUUCAGCAUUGAUUUCUCACUAAUUUAGCAUGCUGGGAACAAUAAAACAAAUGCUUUGGGAAACCUAAGAGUCCCCGAACUUCAGUACAGGUUGCACUUGUGUUUGAGAUUGCAAAGCACAUACUGUACAUUAGUCCACUGGAAUAAUAAUUUCUGUUGAAGGCAGAACUGAAGGAGCAAAUGGACUCAGAUUGAAACGCUCCACUCAUGCAGACAUACAUGACAUAUCAAUGACAUUCCACCUAAAAGAGGUGUGGCACUGAAAUAACUUUAUGGGGGCCUCUGGGGCUCCAGCUGUUACUUAUCAUGACCAAAGUUUGUUAUUUUAAAGUAGUAAUUCUGAACAAUAAAAAACUAUUACUAAUUCUACCAGGACACAUUAGUAUUUAGAGAUGCCUCUAGUCAUUUCAUCAUCACAACAUUUCAAGAUAUACACAUAUUAAUAUCCUCUCCUAUGUCAGUAUAAAACAGCAGUGUGCUUUGUAUCUGCACAGUCUACAUUGUACUGUAAAAGUAUCCCUGUUCUAGCCUCCAGUGUCUUAGUAGCCUAUGGAGACCUGUUAUACUUAACUAUAUAAGAUUUUAUAAUCCACAAGCUUGUGUAUUGCAUAGUGCACACUGUAGAGAUGUAUUUGUAACUUCAUUUUAGCUGUGCUUAAGCAUCUCUUCUCUUCAUAUGCUAUGUAUAAAGAAAAAAUAUACACUCUUUAUUUGCUGCUACACCAUUUGUGCCCAAUUAUAAUGUCUUUGUAGAAAACAAUGCAGUUUUAUGUUGUAUUAGUAUAUAAAUGCCAAUUAAUCAAUUCAGUGUCCUCAUAAAAGUGUAUAAUGCAUCAUCAGAUAUAUUGAAAAUUAUACCAGGAUACAACCAUGAUGUUCCAGAUGUUAUUAAAGGAAAUGUCUUAUUUUUUGUA
Monopterus albus (swamp eel) is the source of this 4838-nucleotide messenger RNA. It is a transcript of the gene vegfba, whose product is annotated as vascular endothelial growth factor Ba. Gene Ontology annotation, cellular component: membrane. The record is from RefSeq and is a predicted model, not a curated record. Gene Ontology annotation, molecular function: heparin binding; growth factor activity; chemoattractant activity. NCBI's taxonomy places the organism in Eukaryota, Metazoa, Chordata, Actinopteri, Synbranchiformes, Synbranchidae. The annotation marks the transcript as partial. The transcript is spliced from 8 exons. Gene Ontology annotation, biological process: response to hypoxia; positive regulation of angiogenesis; positive regulation of mast cell chemotaxis.